Spinacia oleracea (spinach) is the source of this 1037-nucleotide messenger RNA. RefSeq names its product glutathione S-transferase U10-like. The record is from RefSeq and is a predicted model, not a curated record. Lineage: Eukaryota; Viridiplantae; Streptophyta; Magnoliopsida; Caryophyllales; Amaranthaceae. Gene Ontology annotation, biological process: glutathione metabolic process. Gene Ontology annotation, cellular component: cytoplasm. Gene Ontology annotation, molecular function: glutathione transferase activity.
AAAAAACUUUAUAAUUGUAUAUAAUUCUCCUUAAUUAAUUAACUAAUUGACCCUCUACUAUAAAUCACACAAAUUUCCACCAGAUUUUUUGAGAAAGAGAGAAAAUGGAAAGUAAGGACAAUAAUGUGAGGUUGCAUGGAAUGUGGGCAAGUAUAUAUUCAAAGAGGGUAGAGUAUGCCCUCAAAAUCAAGGGUAUACCUUAUGAGUAUAUUGAGGAAGAUCUUAUAAACAAGAGCCAAGCCUUGGUUGAGUACAACCCGGUUCACAAAAAGGUGCCAGUUUUGGUACACAAUGGCAAGCCUCUUGCUGAGUCUUUGGUCAUACUUGAAUAUAUCGACGAGGCCUGGCCAACUUACACGCCGAGGCUUCUGCCUGACGAUCCAUACGAGCGAGCUAGGGUUCGAUUUUGGGCUAGUUUUCUCACACACCAGCUGCCUGAAAGCGCGAAAAAGGUCUUCUUCUGCAGUGGAGAAGCACAAGAUCAAGCCCUUCAAGAACUGCACGACAAACUAACCAUGAUGGAGCAUGAAAUGACCGAAUUCAUACCAAUAGAUGUGAAUUCCGUCACGAACGAAAGUUUAGGCAUUCUUGACAUCAAUUUGGUGACGAUUUUUGCUUCUCACAAAGCUCAAGAAGAAGUGCUAGGGAAGAAGAUAUUAGACCCUGAAAAGCACCCUUUGUUGUAUUCAUGGGUAGCUGCUCUGACGAACCUGCCCGUGAUCAAAGAGAGCAUCCCACCCUCCCAUGACACACUUGUGGCCGCUCUUAAAAAAUGGUCCACAACUCCACAUGAUCAAAUGAGGUUCAUUUAGUGGUUUUAAGGUGUCAUUUCUUUGAUUUUAUCAUCUUUGUGUGCUGAAAAUGUUCGAGUCCAUGGUCAAUAUUGGUGUAAUAAGAAUCUAUUUAUCAAGUAAUUUGCAUUUUUUGAAUGCAACUAAUUGUAAUAUACUACAUCCGUUCCUGAAAGUUCCUUACGCUUUGAGAUGUGUGUUCAAAGUAUGAAAUCAUUUACCGUAAAUUCUCACAAUUAUAUACAU